AUGGAAAGUUUGGUUUCUUUUUUACGUUGUGAAUGUUAUAUUAACGAACCUACUAAAGUCUCUCUUGUUUCGGAAGAUGUAACACAAAGAGAUGGCUGUUAUGGAGAGUACACAGAAGCUAUUAAACUCCUAAAAGAUAUUGUAAGCAAGAGCUUGUAUACAUGGGAGACUUUCCCCAUCUCGUUGCCGAAAUCUAUUCUGUCACUGUUAUCUAACGAAGAUCCUUCUAUAUUGGAUGUGUUUUACGACAGCAAUGUUGAAGAAUGUGAAGGAGCUGCGAAAGUAUGUUCUAGGAAUGUGAGCCAGUUGAACAAAAGCCAGCAUCGAGAAGUUCGAACAGAUGCUCAUUUUGUAUUCCCGUGCAUUACAUUCACAGGUGAGGUACAUACGGUUAAAAUUUCACCUUGCCUACUGAAAGGAACUCGAAACAUAUAUAAAGAAUUCAAAAAAGACUUGCAUAAAGCCUUAUCCGUCAUUGUAAUAACGUGUGUGGACUUUAUGAAAAGUGAUAACUUUUCCGUUUUUCGAUCUCUGAUUGAUUUAUGCAUCUCUGUCCGUGCCUUGUUAGACUUAUUUUUCGGUUGGCCUCGAGUUAACAAUGGGGACGUGGAUCGCAAGUUGCUCGAAGAACGACUUCGAUUUCUGAUAUGUGACCUUUCAGUUAAAUCCAACCAUAAGAAAAAAGUAAUGGAGUUUUGGGACAUUUGCGAAUAUUUAAGCAAACUGCCGUUCGGGAUGUACGAGGAAAAUUCAAACGACAUUCCCCUACCGUAUCAAUUUCUAACACCAACUCGCAUUUCAGUAGAUCUUCGUCUUCACGAUCCUGUUUUGCUUGAACGCUGUCUACAUGUGAUUGGAGAAUUGAAGACCUCCGUACUGGGUGACUGGUUUCAAGAUUUCAUUGAAUUCUCUAUUUCACAGUAUAGAGACAAAAAGAAAUCUGUAUCAGAAGUUAAACGAUUAGUUUUACAAGAUGGCAUGAAACAGUACGCGGCACGGUUAUUCGAUGCCAUACGUCAGAGUGAAGCGUUGCACAAUAUCAGUCCUGGCAUAGCUGAACCAUUGAUUCAAGAAGCGUCGUUUAAAUUAAUAAUGGCAGAAGCGAACGAAUUUAAAGUUGAACAACUCCAUUUAUUCAAUAUUCCUAAAUGGCGUUCAAGACAAUUGUAUCGUGCAAAGGAAGAAUAUCUCCAGGUGCAUAAAUUCGAUAUACAUGAAUAUAUCCUAUCGAAAUGCAUUGCAAAUGGGUUAGAACAAUAUGCCUUUCUAAUUGGUCGUGACUUAACAUUUUUGAAAGAUCGUGAAUGUUUAUUGCGCGACCAAAUAUUUAAAAGUGCCAGAUUUCCUGAUGAACAGUUUGUUUUUCAAGUCCCAGGAAGAUGUCUUCGAAAUGUUUAUGUUUACCGUGAAGAUUUUAGUUUGCCUUAUCGUUAUCAACUUGUAGACACAAUAUUAAUCAGCUGUGAUCCGAGUGAUGAUUCCAAUAGCCAAGUGCCUAAAAUUAUCCAACAUAUUAGGCGGAACACAACAAAGAAUCACAAUUCUGAAUUGAUCCGCUUAAUGUAUCGAUUUCCACUCAAUUCCUCCGCUAUCAGAAUGUCAAAGGCAGUCGAAGGGGAUGGUUUUCAACCCGUUGACAGUUUUGUUCCCUAUAAUGCUGCCGCACCAAACACAGCACUUUCAAAUAUGUUGAACCCGCCUAGUCAUCAAAAUCAACCUUUGCUAGCCUUUAAAAAUAGUUUUAGGGAAGUGAAUAGUUAUCCGGAAUCAACGUACGUUAUGCAGUCUACAUUGGUAUUGAAAGCAUCAACACGUUAUUUUAUGUGGCGUUGGCUUAUUUUCUUCCUAUGCACUUAUUCCUGGCUUCUUCGUUCAGCGCAAUAUUUUUUUGUUGUAAUCCCUCUCCAAUCUUGUUUCAGCUUUACGGUAUUGUUCAAACGAACACCACUCCAAAAUGUAUACAAAGUCGACAGAAAUUCGGGUUAUGUGUAUUAUGACAAACAAUAUUAUGUUCAUACUAUAAUCAGUUUUCUACAUCACAUGUGGUCUACUCUGCACCAAGCUCGUAGAAAUUUUGACCUUCGCUUAUCACCGGCGUUAACUUAUCACAGGUUUAUCAUGCGACCAAUUCAUUGGGUAUGGGUAUACAUUAUUCGUGGUCUGCUGAUAACCAUAAUCCUAGUAAUCGUUUGGCCUAUACUGUGCGUUAUCUGUUCUACUGCUUCAAUAUUAAUUGGUUUAUUAGCAUUACUGGUGAUACCACUACUAUCGUUAGCUGUACAUAUACUUGGUGUAUUAUUUUGGAAUGCAUAUACACCUGUUUUUGGAUCCAACCGCCUCCUGCCGUUGUUCGAAAUAUUAUUUUGUCAAUUCCUAAUCAAGACAUUCCUUCAAUUCGUAAUCAGUAUACUAUGUGCAUUUAUCCUCUGUCCUGUUUGGUUUCUAAUUCGCAUUUUAUACGCUGUGAUAAAAUGUGUAUUCUCCUCCUUGUGGGAUGCUAUUAUGUUUCAUAUUGUAUUUAGACUAAUACCACGCAUACCAUGUAAGGAGACAUGUUCUGCUAAACGUAAUCAUAAUCCUGACACCGUAUUAAAUAUUUGUUUCCUGGCUCGGCCUGAAGACAUUUUAAUUGUACUUACUGUACAGUUAGAACGCUUAGAGCUGAUUUUAUGGAAAUGUCAGAUGGAAAGUGUUGCAAAUAAGCCCAUGAAUGUUUAUAACGAUUUUCUCGAAUCUAAAAGUUACGUAAAGCGUGCAAAAGCACUAGGAGUCCAGUCCGAUUUCAAAUUUUUUAGAAGAAUAAAAUUAUCUGAUCGGAAUCUCAAGCUUACGAUUGAUUUAGGUUCACGGUUGACUAAGUAUUUUUAUGAUAUUCGAAUUCUACCGCGCUUACAUUUGUUAGAUCGCUGCGUGGGUGACUGGUGGACAAAUCUUCAACUUGAUGAAAGUGACUUCCUCGGGUUAUGUAAUUAUCUAUUAAAAAAUACAUUUGGUGAACAGUUUUUCGAUUGCGUUACAGAAAAGAAUGUGGCAAUACCACUACAGGUUCGUGAUGCUAGUUUUGAUCAGCAAUUCCGGGAAGUGGUACUGUCGAAUCUGGACCAACAAAUUUGUGGUUCUUCAGUACGUUCUUUGUAUGGGAAUGAAGUUCAGUCAACCAUUGUUGAAAGUAUGGACCUAUUGAAAGAAGAAUCUUGUAAUCUUAUAGAAUUAGAAAAUGAGGAUGAAUCUCUUUCUUUAAAAAGCGAUAUUCUUGGAUCUCUAAGUGAAAGACUCUCACAACGUUGCACUGUUAUCGCUGCCUCAAGCAAGAAUAACAAUAAUAAUGAUUAUUAUUAUGACGGGAGCAGUAAUAAUGAAGUUUUAAAUUCAGACUAUCUAGUUACUUCUCAUAAUUCAGUCAUAGAACCACCACAUGAUCCAAAUAAUGUUGUCAUAUCACCUAUCAUACACAGUGAUAUUCAUUCGGCUAGAUUUGAACUCAAUCUGAUGAAACCUUCAAUCAUUGAUCCAAUGUCUCUUAUUCAUGUUGAUUUGCAGGAUUUCCCCCUGUCGGUUUUUGCACCAAGAACAGCUAGUAAUAUACCUUGUCCUUUAAAAUCAUGCCCAGAGAAAAAAGUGUCUUGUGGUAAAUGUACUUGCAACAACAACGAAUUGGGUCAUUGCUCGUGUAUUUCAUUGACAAAAGCUACUUUAGAAUUCAGAUUUCGUAAAGGUUUAACUGAAACAUGGUCCAGUCAGUCAUUUGAAUUGAGUAACGUAGAAUCCAAUCCACUUAUCCUAUCGACUGUAUCAAAAUGUAAUCAUUAUUCAGUCAUUAAAUCUUUAUUGUCUACGUGGACAAUGUCUACCUCAGAAUAUACUGAUGGUGAUGUCGAUCAUGCUUCUCCUAAAAAUGCUGGUGAUGUUGAAGAUUGCGAAAUGUAUCAUAACAUGCGUUCAUUAUUAAGCUUCAAUUAUGGAGACAGUCAAUGGUGUUAUUGCUGUCAUCAUUGGUCUACAUGGAACGAUUUCGAUAUCUCUGGUGUCAACAGAUGCUCUUUGGCUUUUAGAAAUAUUAUUCAACAUAUAGCCCGAGUUUAUCAUCCAUGUGUCAUCAUAUUGCUCUUGCAUUCACGCGAUCGUGAAAAUUGUUCUCUGGAUACCAAUCAUCCGUCCAUUCACAAACUUGUCCGUCAAAUCACCUUGCCUAAGAAACAGAUGAAAUUAUUAAAGAAGAUUUAUGCUGAAGAAAAGAUUAUCAUGAGUGAUUUAACCGGUCAUCUUGAUUCUUUAUCUCAUAAGUCAGAUGAACAAAUGAGUUGUUUGCGUAAAAACAUGGAAACUGAUGUCAAUAGUAUGUCAUUAGAUUCUGUGAAUUGUGCGUUGGCCGAUCGUUUGCCAUCCUUUAAGCAACAACAGCAGCAGCGUUCACAGCAACUGUUGAAGUCACCAGUCUCCAGUGGUGGAUUUGAACGACAUUAUGAUUCAAGAGCUAAGCAUAGAUGGUACUCUAAUAUGAAUGUGAAUACUAGUAAUACUAAUUUCAGUGAUGUUAUGAAUCAGUCGUUACAUUUUCAGCCGAAUUGGUCAAAUAAUUAUUCACAUGAAGGAAUUUGUGACUUCUCACACUCUCAACUACGUUUCAAUACCAUAUAUGCGAUAGCAGCUACAAGUAAUCAAAAUAAUAUUCACGAUCCUAUUACGACUGCUAACGCUAAUGUACUUGAUAUUAAUAAGUAUCGAAAUCCAAGAUGUUAUUGGUCUGGUCUAGACUUUUCAACUAAUAAGUACAAUAAAAAUGAUAACAACAAUGAUAGAGAUUAUUCAGGUGGUACACCAACGCCUAGUUUAUACGGUACAGAGGAUGCAGCCACAACGGAUGAUCUAGACGAUACUGAAGAUAUUAUAUCAAUGUCUAGUAGUGUAGGUCAUUCGGAAUUGGUCGAUAAUCUGCUUACUGUAAGUACACGCGAACAAAAAAUGACCAAUGAUAUGAGCAAUGCAGCUGUCCAUCCACAACGUUUGCCUUUAGCUAUACCAGAAUUGCUGACAAUUUCAGCAACCUCUGCAGGCAGUGGCGAUACUCAAAGCCAGCUGGAGAGUGAGAUUAUCGAUGACUUCUCUGGAUGUGGUAUGACUUUACCACCAAUAUCAAGUCCAAGACGGUCAUUGGCCUUCCAUAUUGAUCCAGUGCCAGAGAUUCAGUCAGGUCAAUCAACUUUCAGUGGGCAUUCUUCACACGACUUACUUCAACUUCCUUCUGAUGAAUGUACUUGUAGUUUACCUUCUAAUUCACAUGUAUUCUUUGAUUCUAGUCCAUCUGAAACUGUGAUUAUUAAUAGAGUUUUCAAUCCUAGCAGUUCAAGUAAUCAUUUAGCACUUCCUGACAAUCUAUGCAUGCAGUUAACUGAAGAAGUUGAUUCCAGUGCCGAGUUGAGUGCUUAUCAUGAUAAUACUGUGCAAGCUAAUAUAAAUGGUGUUGAUAGUAUAAAGUGUGGAUUGAUGGAAUCAUAUGAUCAAAAUAAAAAUUUUGAAACGGAUAAUGUUUCACAUUGUUCUAAAUUGAAAGGUACUGUUAAGAAGUUGCUUGCUUCUUCAGUGCACAUGUUCACAAUAUGUUUAGUGCAGUGA
Molecule: messenger RNA, 5613 nt
Organism: Heterobilharzia americana
Lineage: Eukaryota; Metazoa; Platyhelminthes; Trematoda; Strigeidida; Schistosomatidae
Source: the annotation of a GenBank genome assembly